Aureobasidium musti is the source of this 282-nucleotide messenger RNA. Lineage: Eukaryota; Fungi; Ascomycota; Dothideomycetes; Dothideales; Saccotheciaceae. The record is from the annotation of a GenBank genome assembly.
AUGUCCGGCGCAGCACAAGGAGACGCCAACACCACAAAGGCCAUCGUUUCAGACCGCAAGGACGACUCGCAACCGCUGGCUGCCCAGAAGCAAGUCGCCCAACUCGAGGAGGAUGACGAGUUCNGAGGACUUUCCUACUGGCCCGCAGAGGAAGAACUCGGCGCAUCGGGAGCCGGCGCAGGAACCACACAUCUGUGGGAGGAGAGCUGGGAUGAUGAUGACACAAGCGACGAGUUCUCGGUCCAGCUUCAAAACGAGCUCAAGAAGAUGGAGAAGCGUUGA